AUGAAUUUGAUCACUACCCCGGGCAGCCCGGGCAGAUUUUCUUUUGGCACAGGCAGCCUGCGCUGCGAAUACCUUGGCGUCCGCGGGGGUGUUCUGGCUGAUGCCAUUGGCUAUGGCAAGACGGCCUGCACCAUUGGUCUGAUUGACAAGACCAAGGCACUGCCAAUGCCCAGAGUGCCCAUGCCAUACAGAGGCUUUGUCCCAAGUCGCGCCACCUUGGUCUUGGCGCCCAGCAACCUGCACGGCCAGUGGCUUUCAGAGAUCCAAAAGUUCACCCGUGACACCUUGAAGGUGCUCUCGGUGCCAACCUGCGCCCAGCUCAAGAGGUUGACCAUGAAAGAUCUCAUGGAGGCGGAUGUGGUGGUUGCCAGCUACAGGCUCUUCUACUCCAACGCAUACUUGACUCGUCUGGAAGAGUUGACGCGUGAAAACUCCUUGGGCUUCACGUUCCCUCAGACCGGAGGAAAGCAUCCAGGCAGUGAAUGGGGCAAGGCCUACCGUCAUGCCUUCGAAGCACUUCCACAGUGGUGUGCCAAGCGCUUGGGCUUCUUUCUAGAGGGUGAUCGCAAGCGGCGCCGUUUGAACGGCAAGCAGCGGUCCCAAGAUUUUCUCCAGGAGGAUCCAUCUUCCAUCUUGGAGCAGACAUCCUUCGUGCCCCUUGAGGCAUUUUGGUGGCGCCGGGUGGUGUGUGAUGAAUUUCAUGAGCUUCUGAGCCGCUAUCCACCUGCACAAGUGGCUGUGGAGUUGUUCCAUGCAGACUUCAAGUGGGGCCUCAGUGGCACUCCUCCAUGUCAAACCUUGCCCCAGAUCCGGAAGGCCGCAGGCUUCAUGGGAGUUCAACUGCCCGAGGGCGACAAAGACGAAGAGCGCAAGGUGGCUCAGGAGUGGAUCGAUGCCUUUGUUCGCCGCAACACAGCGGAUUUGCCGCCCCUGGAAGAAGAGGAGCAGAUUCUGACAGUGCGGCAGACGCCAAAGGAGCGUGCCCUGUAUCUGGCCCUGACCAAGACCAGUCAGGAGGUGACUCUGACGCAGGGCAGCCAGGGAGCCAUAGAGCAGCAGGAUGUCAAGGCUUUGCAGGACCUGGGUCAGAGCACCACGGGCCUCUUAAAGCUCUGCAGCCACUUCUGUAUCUCCAGUGAUUCGGAGGUGUUGAGCGCUGAGGAGGAAUGCCAGCGGCAGCUGGCACUUCGUCGCAAGGAGUUGAACUCUGCCCAGCGGGACGUCAAGGCUCUGGCAGACAAAGCCCUGGCGUCGGUGCAACUGAUUCAGCACUUCGAGCCGUUCUUCGCAAGGUCCUCUCUGGAGAAACACUGUGAACAUCUCCAGAAGGUCACCAAGGCAUCUCUACUGGCACGUGCCAAGUUUUUGGGCUUGAAGGAUCCCCACAAAGACAAGGCCAGACUUCUCUCGCAGCUGCUGUGUGCAGCCGAGAAAUAUAGCAGCAACACAAGGGCAAAGGCCCUGAACCGCUUCUUUGACUCCAAAGGAUGUGGUCGCCCGGCCAAAGAUGCCGAUCUCAAGACAGGUCAAGCCGAGGCCGCCUGGCGACAGCUGAUGGCACUGGUAGAAGAUGACGACCAAGGUGAGACGGAGGAUACCAUCGAGUGCAUUGGAACCUCUUCGGUACGCCAGGUCUGCGGUUGA
This is a messenger RNA of Cladocopium goreaui, 1644 nucleotides long. NCBI's taxonomy places the organism in Eukaryota, Dinophyceae, Suessiales, Symbiodiniaceae. The record is from the annotation of a GenBank genome assembly.